CGAGCUUUCGAAUAGAAUAGUAAGUUAUCAUCAGCCUGAUCAGACCUCGGUAGUAGCAAGGGAAAUAUCGUCUGUGGGGUUGGAUGUCCAGUGGGAAUAUUUUGGCCACUUGUUCGAUUGGCGGGUAGCGUAUCGUGUUUACGAAUCGGGUCGCGUUGGUGACAGUGAUCGAGGAAUUUCCCGUGUUAUUACUGUUUAUCAUCCCGUGAGUUUCGAACCCGAUUUUUAAACCCGCAAGUGAUUCGCACCUAAUCUCUGCUUGGGGCAGAGAGGAGAGAAAACCCAAAGAACGACCAAAGUGAAACACAUCAACAUUCAACUGUCGUUUGUUAACGACUUUCCGAUCCUGUCAGUGACGAGAAAAUCCCGCGGACAUGACGUUGAAAGACGAGAUCGUCACCGCGGAGGUGAAACCCGAUUUUGACGAAUCGUACUCCACCAAAGACGAGAUCCUUCAGCUAUCAUCGACCAUCAGCCGAAAGUUAUCGACGACACAGUCCUCGUCUUCGCCGCCGCUUUAUCGUCCCGUGGAGUCGUCGUCGUCCGAAUGUGUUGCUCCGGUGAAGAUUCACCGCCAGCACUAUCACCCGAAGCGUCAUCCAUGUGAAUCGACCUACCAAACAUACGAAGAGUACAGAAACGAUUUCCACCAGCAACUAGGCGAGGGUGACGAAGUGAAUGGUUCCAAGAUGUACGAUAUUUUGGUUGUGAACAAGAACUACGAUGCGGAAGGGCCCGACUCAAUCUCGGUGCGGGUGGGGGAUCUGGUUGAGGUCCUAGAGAUGGGCGAGUCCGCCAAAAAGAGCGCAGCAAAAAAACCAAAGUUAGAUCCCCAGCUGAACGUUGGCAAGACCGAAAGUCUGUUGGACAGCUCCAUCUCGAAGCACAAGCUGGCUAUCAAACCAAAAAAGAACCACCAGAGUAUGAGUAUGAGAAGGAGCGUUAGUCCACAGCCGGCGCAAUAUCAACCAAAGCCAAACGAAAAAUGGAAAGUGCGAAUCUUCGAUGGGGAUGACAGUGCCAAAGCGGGCUGGGUGCCGGUCUCCGUAUUGGACAUCAUGCACACCGACCAGGCCGUGUUCGGCGAGAAAUCCAACGAUGCCGCCUACCGUCGAGAAGCCGUCGUUCGAGAGCUGAUUGAAACUGAAGAGGAAUUCGGCAAGGACUUGCAGCAGGUCGUCGAAAAUUACAUCAAAUAUAUCGACAAUCCGGACAACAAAAUUCCUCGCAUGAUCCGCGACCACAAGGAUGAUAUAUUCAACAACUUCAAGCAGAUCGCGGACUUCCACAAUACCGUACUCAUCGAGGGCGUCAAAUACAACGCCAACAACCCGAAAAUGAUCGGUAAAACGUUCCUGCGACUGGAGCGUGACUUUGACAAACACGUCCGGUACUGUCGCGAUGCGGCGGCCGUCCAGGAGUUCCUCGCCGGCAACGACAACGUGCGGGACUUUUUUAUGGAGCACUCUUUAAACCUUAACGACGACAAGAGUUUAUCAGAGCACCUCAAGCUUCCGAUCCAGCGCAUUAACGAUUACAAAUUACUGUUCAAGGAACUCCUAAAGUAUUCCACCGCUCUCGGCGAAAAUGUCACCGACCUCCAGAAAGCCCUAGAGUUGAUGCUCUCGGUGCCCAGUCGAGCAGCAAACAACAAAUACCUAGAGAGUAUCGAAGGUUUCCGUGGGAAUCUUCAGAAGCUAGGCCGCGUACUCGCCCACGAGUACUUCGGAGUGAAGGACAUCGACAACCGAAUCAAGGAGCGCUAUCUCUUCCUGUUCAAAUCCCGCAUCCUCAUCACCAAGGCGAAACGUCUCUCGGAGGAGAAAUCGAUCUUUAUUGUUAAGGAUAUUGUUAAGCUACCCGAUACACACGUGAAAGAAAUCGACGCCCGCGCCUUCGAGCUCCAACCGAAGGCAGGCAGAAAGGGAUUCACUGUUCAUCUGAUCGCAUACUCCGAAGAAGCGAAGCAACGCUGGAUCUACGAGAUCGAAGAGUACGCCAACAACGCGGUUGCACUACAAGAGCACGCUAACGACGACUUGCGUAUUGAUCCGACCCAAACCAACAUCGACGAAAGCAUCAUCAAGCUUCCGCAACGUGUAGAAGCCCACAAAAGUGACGAGAACAUAAAGCCCUCGGAUAUUGCCGACAACUACGUGGUGUACAAGCACAAGGCACACAAAGAAGAAGCCCAGUUGGUGCAAAAAACUGUACAUCAGGAAGUGACUACAACUGAAGAAGAAGACGAAGAGCAAGAGAAGUCUGCCAGCGUCCAGGAGCGUCUAGCAGCGUUCGAGGUGAAAAAAUCGAGCCGUAAGGUUGAUUUGAACGCAAGUAAGCAGGAGCUCGCUCAAUUGCAACAAGCUCAGCAGAUUGCACAGAGCAAAGUUUCUAGUGUUCAAGUACAAGAAAGCAAGACAUCGUCCAUCCAGGUAGAACAACGUUCUUCGUUCAAACAAAAAACCCAAGUUACAACCCAAUCCGAAACUCAAACUCAGGAGCAGAAGACCGUAAGUCAAUCGAAAACUCAGACCCACGAAUCGAAAUCGUCGGCGGUAAAACGGCAACAAGAAACCCAGCUAGAAGCGCAAGCUAAGGUUCAAGUUCAGGAAGCAAAGGUAUCCAAAGUAUCCGAAUCGAAAUCUACUGCCGUCAAACGGCAGCAAGAGCAACAGCAAGAAACUCAAUCCAAGAUCCAAGUGGUUGCCUCGAAACAAUCCAAGACAUCUUCGUCGGUACAGCAGCAAUCCACUUCCAAAUUUGAGCAACAGACGACUGUUGAUACUCAAUCGACGGCCACCGCACAAAAGCAGGAGUCAGUCUCGAAGGUCGCUCAAAUUGAAGCUAAGUACGCUGCAUCCAAGCAGACACAGCAACAACAACAGCAGCAACAGGUAUCGAUCGCUGAAGCGAAAACAGAAUCGGCGAGUAACAGUGUGAAACCGGAGCCCGCACCGAACUCACCCGUCGACGCUGAUUCUAAGAUCAAACAGAUCGAGUCGAAGUACGCAGCACUCAAACAAAAGCAGCUCGGACAAAAAUCGGACGAACUAGACGCUAAAUUCCAAAUUGUAGAAUCCAAGUUCGCUGCGCUUAAGCAAAAACAACUGCAACAACAGCAGCAGCAACAGCAACAACAACUUCAACAGCAAGAAGUUAAACCAGCUGAACCGUUGUCCAAGAUUCAACAGAUUGAGUCGAAGUAUAAGCGACGAGAACAAAUACAGCAGGAGCAAGUGGUUGAGGACCACACUAAAGAAGUAGUCGAAACAGUUGUUGAAGAGAAAAAAACCGAGUCGAAAUUCGCUGCCCUUAAGCAGAAGCAACUUCUGCAGGAAACCAAGACAGCUGAAUCAUCGUUUAAGGUAGAGAGCACUACUCAGGUUACAGAAACUUCAGAAGUACAGAAGCAGGAAGCUCCGAAGCCGCUAUCUAAGCUCGAGCAGCUUGAGUCGAAGUACAGCAAGAACAAACAAUCGCAAAUAAAGACCACUGAGGUAGUCUCUGAACUAAAAGCACCAGUUGUUGAGGCCGAGCCCAAGACUCCUGAGUCACCUUCUAAAUUACAACAAAUCGAAUCCAAGUACGCAGCAUUCAAGCAGAAACAGCAGCAACAGCAACAGCAACAGCAACAACAACAACAACAACACCAACAAGAACAACAAGUUCAAGACGUUCAAGUAGCUGAGGUUAAAUCAACCAGUGAUCAGCCACAGGAAUCUAAACUAGCCCAAAUCGAGGCAAGACACGCUGCUCGGAGACAAUCUCUACAAAAAGAGCAAGAAGCCGCAACAGAAGCUACUAAAAAGCAAGAGACCGCUAAACCGGUAAAUGUUUCAGUAAAGCCCGACGAAAAGAAAUCCGAACAACCCACAGCAAAAGUUGAUAAGAAAGAUCGACCAAAACUUCAAAUUCCUAUUCCCGCGAAACCAGUGGAGUCUACCAAAGCAGCUGAAAAGAAGCCACCGGAAUCUCCGGAGACACCAGCAAAAACACCGGAAAGCGCAAAACUUGAUAAAAAGGUUGAACCUCUUAAGACAUCCAAGGCUUCCGAAAGUCCUAAGCCCAUCGAAGCGAAGACUUCCGAGAGUCCAAAACCCAUAAGUAAAGGCCUUGAUUCUCCGAAGACGCCGUCAAGGAUCCCAGAAUCGCCUAAAUUGGUCGACAAGAAAGUAUCGGAAGAGUCGAAAGCCCCAGAAUCACCAAAGACACCGUCGAAGGCUCCAGAAAGCCCGAAAUCGUUUGAACCCGCGAAAACAGCUACUUCGAAACCAAUCGAAAAAAAACCUGCCGCUCCCAAGGUUGCCGAGCCUAUCAAGGCCCCGAUCAAAGUUUCAGAAGAACCUAAGACUCCCGAGAGUUCAACACUAAUAGGUAAAAGCGUAGAUUCUUCGAAAGCAGGAGCAAAGGUUGAACCCAUCAAGGUACCCAAUACCCCGGAAAGAGCUAAGCCCAUUGAACCAAAAGCACCCGAACCCCCGAAGACACCAACAAAAACAGCGGAAAGCCCAAAACUUGAGAAAAAGGUCGAAUCACCUAAGGUUCCCGCAAGUUCUAAACCCAUUGAGCCAAAAACUCCCGCACCUCCAAAAACACUUGAGAAAAAGGGUGAACCCCUCAAGAUAUCUAAGGCUCCCGAAAGUCCUAAGCCCAUUGAGAUAAAAGCUCCCGACAGUCCAAAACCUAUAAGUAAAAGCGUUGAUUCUCCGAAGACAUCGUCCCCAAAAUCGAUAGACAAGAAGGUACCAGAAGAGCCGAAACCCCCUGAAUCUCCAAAGACACCGUCGAAGGUUCCUCUAAGUCUAAAAUCUGUAGAACCAAAGGUUGAGAAGAAACCUCAGGAGAAGAAGAUCGAGCCACAGAACACUCCGUCGAAACCAGCGGAAAGUCCUAAAUCAGUGGAAAAGACAGCUGAUCCGAUUAAGUCUCCAGAGCCGCCAAAGACACCCACAACCAAGGUUCCGGAACUCUCUAAACUAGCCGGAAAGAAAACGGUGAUCGAAGAAGCACUAAAACCAGUGGAAGUCAAAGCUUCACAAGUCCAAAAACCAUUGAAGAAAAAGGCUGAGAAACCAGAACCGGUUGUUAGGAAGGCUGCAGAGCCUCCGAAGCCGCAGGUCAUCGAGAAGAAGCCCGACUCGCCGAAAACUAAGGAACCCGAGAGGAAACCAGAGGAAGCAAAGAAGGUUGAAACGGUGAAAAAGAGCGAAGCAAGCAAAAACAAAGCAGAUACCGCUACUGUAGAAGGUUACGAUAUCCCUGCAGCGGUCACCGAACAUGAAGCUUCUCUAGAGAUUCUAGUAGAGCAGAAAUCUAGAGAGGAAGCGAUUAAACUUAAGCUUGAAGAAAUCUACGCCAAGGAACGAAAGGCACUAGCUAAGGCUAAGCGCAACCAGCAGGCGGAAGAGGAGAAUAUCAGACGAAAAUUCGAGCAGAGAAGCAGAAGAGAAAUCGAGCAGACAAAGGAAACCGCGUCGGAACUUCUUCAACAGAUUCAGGCCACUAGAGAGUCGGUUAAAUCUGUAUUAGGAGCAACAGAGGAUAAACCGAAGAACUCCAAACUACCGACCAUUACCCAGGCGGCAGACAAUAAUUCCGAAUCGCAGCAGCAGAGACUACCUGCAGAUAGUGAAGGACAAAGAGAUUCGAAUCAACAAGGAGAAGAGGAAGGAUCGGCUGGUGAUCGAGGCGACCAAGGCGAAGGUCACGGAGACCGUGGUUCAGACGAAGAGAACGGAGAUAACCAAACACCACCACCGCUACAGCUGCCAACGUUCUUCGAUCCACCUCCACCGCCAGUAUAUCAGGCUACCAUUGAAGUCUUCAUCAAGAAGGAACGUCCUCCUCCACCACCUCCACCAAAAAUCACCAGAAAGUUGGUGGUGAACACAGACGAACUCGAACGAAAAACCCAACUAUUCUUCGAGGGUCAUCUGGAGUAUCCCGAUCCUGAUUUCUCCACUGCUGCAGCCCAUCGAAAGGUGAAAGGCAUCAAGCACGUAUUCGGAAAGACUGGGGAGACCGUUAGGUACGCCGAAGACACAGUUCAGAAGGCAGAACAGGGUGAAUUCGAUAGUAUCCUAAUCCCGGAGGAGGAAGAGCGUAAACCCAGGGAACCAAUAUACGAAUACCAGUACACCGUUGAAGAUCCGGCAACUGGCGAGAAAAUUUGUACUGCCGACCCUGACGUUGAAUCGAUUGACAGGACAUACAGGAUGGAUGAACAAUACUCUUCUAGGUACACCAGCUCUAGGCAAUCUUCGCGAAAGAGUCGCACCUUAGAAGCACAACUCGAGGAGCUAGCAGAUUUCGAGUACAAACACGAAGAGAAGAUGUCGGCUACACGCACCCAGAAACUUCGGGUGCCAACCAAUGUGAGGCCCCACUUUAAGAAGGCGAUCAAAGGCCUGAGCGUCGAGCCCGGCGAGAAUGCCAAGUUCGUGUGCCAACUGGAGGAACAUGUCGAUCUUCAGUGGCUCAAGAACAACAAGCCACUCGAUGACAAAUUCGCUGAUCGUGUGAUCAUGACCGAAGGCAACGAUUCGUUGUACACGCUAGAAAUCCAACACUGUCGUGAGUCGGACAGCGGUUCGUACACGGCCCGGGCUAUCAACGGUACGGAGAAUGCCGCCUGUACGGCACAGUUGAUCGUGGAGAAACUGACUCCGGAACAACGGAAAGCCAUGUCCGAAUCUAACGCACCGGUGUUCAGCGUACAGCUAAAGGAUACCGAGGUUGUCGAGAAGACCUAUUUGACCUUCAUGGUCAAGGCGAGAGGUGAUCCCACCCCGAAGAUUCGAUUCUGCAAAAACGAUCGAGAAAUUACGGACACUGACAAGCGUAUGAAGGUCGUUCGCGAGCGUGAGGACAGCGGGUACUACGAGUUGGUUAUCCCGGAGGUACACAAAGGCGACUGUGGUGUUUACUCGUGCACGGCCUACAAUAAGUUCGGUAGUACCAAAACCGAAGCCCAGUUGCUAGUGACAGACCAGCGCGAGCUAUUCAAUGAGCUGGACACACUCGAGGACAAUACGAAAUUCGUCUGGAAAAAGAACGGUGUACCCUUCGAUCCCGAGGAGCGCUUCAAGGUGCUAAUGGCGGAUGACUCUGACUCGUUGGCGCUUGUCUUCCAGCACGUGAAACCAGAGGAUGCUGGACUCUACACUUGUGUUGCCGCCACCGCUUCCGGCAAUAUCCAGUGUAGCGCUGAACUCACGGUUCAGGGACAGGUCAACCAACUAAAACAAGAGCCAUCCAAGCCGCACCUGAUCAUUGAAUCGAAAGAUGCACUGGCUCGAAUUGGCGGCAAAGCUUUGCUCGAGAUGAAAGUCCGCGGCUAUCCCAAGCCGGAGCUGGUCUGGCGGCACGAGGGCACCAUUAUCGAACCGGGUGGUCGCUUCAAGUUUCUCUAUGAGGACGCAGAGUCCGUAUCGCUGGUCAUCAUGGAUGUACAACCUUCGGACGCGGGUGCCUACUCGAUCGUUGCGCAGAACGAACUCGGUGAAGAUUCCUCCUUCAUAAACCUGAUCGUCAAGUGUCCACCGAAAAUUGUCAAACCACACGAUACCUCCGCCAUGGUUGGUGAGAACUUCAAGAUGUCGAUCGAGGUCAACGCCGUACCGGAAGCUACCGUUCGCUUCUUCAAGAACGGCAAGGAAAUCAAGGAAGACGACCGCAUCAAAUUCCUCACAGCGGAGAAUUACCACAUUAUCAAGUACAGUCCUACCAAGAUGGAUGAUGCCGGCAAUUACUCGAUCAUCGCUACCAACGAAAUUAGCCAGGCUACCGAGUUCUGGGAGUUCAGCAUCUUCUCACCACCCCGUGCAACCCAUAAACUCGCAGCGGAGACUAUCGUCAACGAGAAGGAAGACAUCGAACUGUUCGUUAAAGCCGACAGUAAUCCACCACCGAUUGUUCGCUGGUACAAGGAUGGCAAAGAGAUUAUCCCCGAUGGCAAACGCGUCAUCAUUUCCGAGGAGGAUGGUCGCUUCACGCUGAAGAUUCACGCGGCGAACCGUGACGAUACGGCCUUGUACACCGCUGACAUCAUCAAUGAUUAUGGCACGGUUACGGAGCGUUCCCAAGUCAAUGUGAAGACCAAAUCUAAAGUUCGCGAGCAGUUGAACGGCGUUACCUGCAAGGAAGGGGACACCAAUGUCACGCUGAGCGUGAAAGCCGAUGGUUAUCCACGGCCGAAGGUUCAGUGGUAUAUUGGGGAUGUUGAGAUUACCGAAUCGCGGAACGAGUUCAAGAUGGUGGAGGAAGGUCUGUACUACAAAUUGAUCAUCAAAGAGGCCCAAGCCGAACUCCAGGGCAUGUACAAGGCUAAGUUCACCAACGAGUUUGGCUCGGAUGAAUGCAGUGCCAAGACCACGAUCCAAUGCACACCCAAGGUUCGCAAAGCGCUGGCCGAUACCGAUGUUGACGAAAAUACCACACUGACGCUCGAGGUACAAAUCUACGCCGAACCCGAGCCUGAGAUUACCUGGUACAAGAACGGCCAACCGGUGCAGACCGAUGCCCGUUUGACCAUCAAGAGGGACUCGCAACGCGUGGAGAACUACACCCUGUCGCUGACGAUGGUUCGGGGUGCCGAUUCGGGAGACUACGAAGUACGUGCAGUUAACUCGAUGGGAACGGCAACCAGCAAAUCAAGAGUCAUCGUGCAAAAGGCCCUUGUAGCGAGCCCCGGUGAGAAUGCCGAAGCCCAUCGCAUGAUAACCGAGUGCACCAAGAUUGGCCAGAACGGAGAAACCAUUAUGAUCUCGGUGCAUACCGAGGAGAGCCAUGCCGCCUUCGUAUCAGGCCCCGAUGAGUCCCAUUCGGUUCACCAGAUGCGCGCAACCACCGUCAUCUUCGAGGAGGACAGCGGCUCGCCUCUGGAGGAUGUUCCCCAGCGCAUCAUCUUCCCCAACAGACCUCACGCCUCCGCACUACAUGUGGAGGAAAUCGACAGCUAUACCUUCGCAUCCCCCGAAGAUACCGCCCGGUACCACUUGCUAACCACCACCAACAAUGAUUCUUCCGGCACGAAGCUGAUAAUCGAGGAGCUAGAAUCGGAUAACGAAGCCACUUUCACCGGGAAGAUCUCCCGCGGGGUUUCGAUCACUUCCGCUUCCGAUGAUGAACUACAUCUUUCACGGCAAUCCAGCCGGCUUGCGGCCGAAGAGGCCGAAGCCCAAUUAGCCGGAAUAAUGAGAGGACUGGCGAAGGAGGAAGCGGAACAACGUGAUGCGGAAAAAGCAAGGAAGGUUCGAUUUGAAGAAGAUAUCGAGGAGGAAAAACGAAAAGGUGUGCUGCUGGAGCAGAAUAACGUCGAAGAGGGAGACGUAGAAAUCGAGGAACGAUGUUUGAAAAUAAACAAGAUCUCGGCAAUGAAACAGAAGGGUAAACUUAUGGAAAAAUCCUCCGUUGACGAACAUGAGACAGACAAACCAUCAGUUCCAACAUUGAAUGAGGCAGAACAUGCUCCCGAGAAGGGUAAACUUCUAGUGAAACAAUCCGUUUCGAAUGAAUCGGUUGAUGGUGCAAGCCAAUUCGAUUCGGAACAAGUUAAGAUCCCGGAAUUGGUGAGGGUAAAACAAAUGUCACAGGGAUCUCUUGAAGAGAGCUCCCUAGAGGAGCCGACGAAGCAAAAAGAAGCCUCGGUUGAUGGUAAAACUAAGAGAGCACUGUUGGAAGGUGAAUCAAUCGACAGUGAAUUUGGAACUGCGAAGAAGCAGAGUGAGUCAGAAACAGAAAAAAGCCGAAAAGCACUGUUGAAAGAGUCUGCAUCGAUCGGCGAAUCCAACGAUGAAGCGCAGCAGAUGGAUAUGAAGGAUGUUGACAGCUCAGACGCGCUGAAAGCAAAACAACUUCAGAAAGAAUCUAUAGAUGAAUUUUCUGCUGAGCUCAACCGUAAUGACAGGAGUAUGCUAGACGGCUCUGAACCCUCAAAGGCAGCUCUGCUCCGGAAAGAAUUCGCCGAAGAAGGAACUCAAGAAAAGUCGAGCUCUCAUGAAAUCAAAACACUUGACAACGAGGCCAGUAGAGCACUGCUAAAAGGGGAUAUAUCUGAAGAACACGUUGAACAGUCGAAGAAGCAAGUGGAGUCUGAUGUUGAAAUACCAAGUCGUUCCGAAGCCUCGCCGGAGGUUCUGAAGACCGACAUCGCCGAUGUCACAACGUUCGACUCGCUACCACUGGUUUGGACCGUGGAAGCCGAUGGUAUUCCUCGUCCGACCGUCAGCUGGUAUCUCAAUGGACAGGAAGUCAAGGCCAGCGACCGUAUUCGCAUCACAGACUCUGGUACCACCUACAAGAUCGAGAACCGCGACGUGAAGGAAGCUGAUGACGGCGAAUGGAAGGCAGUUGUUAAGAACCGCAUCGGAGAGAAGACGUUGCCCUGCAAGCUCACUGUUAUUCCUUGCAAAGAAUACCGUCGUCCUAAGUUUAGCAAAGGUUUGGAGAACAUCAGCGUCCACAAAGGCGAACCGGUUACGUUGAGCGUAACGCUCACCGCCGAUCCGGAGCCCGAGAUCAGUUGGAUCCAGAACGGCUCCGUCGUACAGGCAGACAACUUCAUCCAGAUGAAGAUCGAGAUCAAAGAGCUGGAGUACAAUCUCAAGGAAAUCACCUACACGCUACACAUCGCGGAAGCUCGUCACUACGACACCGGGGAUUACACCUUCCGGGCGAAGAACAAAUACGACAUCAACGAGUCGAACGGUCGGUUGGAUGUGUUGCUGAAGCCUGAAUUUGAACACUUCAGUGAUAUCACCGUGAUGCCGUUCACUCAGGGUGUCUUCCAGGUCCUGGUGAAGGCGAACCCCAAGCCCAAGGUUACCUGGACUAAGGAUGGUAUCAACCUGUGCAACGUCGACAACUGUGACGUGAUUGCGGAUGUCGAAAAGGAGAUCUACACCCUGCUGGUCGAGUCGUGCGCUCUUGCCGAGCACGGAACUUACACGCUCUCCGCGUCGAAUACCUUCGGUGAAACGGUCGCUACCGCUAAGCUGAACGUUCACACCGAGAAGCCAACUUUCACCAAGGAACCGGACAGCAUGAACGUUCACGAUUGGGCCGAUGUGUACAACAAGGUGCAGGUCGUUGGCGUUCCACGUCCAGCCAUCCAAUGGUUGCACAAUGGAACUCCUCUCAAUUUGGACGAAAUUGAUGAGGAAACGAAAGAGCCAAAGGUUAAGAUAGUUACAUCGGGCGAUACUGAAGUCACGAGCGAACUGUUCAUUACCCACUUCGGUCCGGAAUUGCAAGGAGACUAUUCCUGUAUGGCUUCGAGCAUCGGUGGCGAAACGGAGGCCAAAUUUAUGAUUCUGAUCAAGAACGAACAACCGGUGUUCGGAAAGGGACUCGAACGAACCCUGGACAUUGAGGAGGACGAUCAUCUGGAGUUGGCCUGUAUCGUGGAUGGCAGUCCGCUGCCUAAGAUGACAUGGUACAAGGACGGUAUGGAAAUCGUCGCUGAUGAUCACGUUAAAAUCACCUAUGGACACGACGGACGCUGCCGUCUGGUGGUGGAGAAAGUCGAUCCUGGUGACAGUGGUUGCUACAAAUUGGUCCUGUCGAACAAGAGCGGUGACGUUUCAACUCAGUGUUCCGUCGCGAUUACACCAAAACAACGCUACCCGGUGUUCAUCCGUCCGUUGAAGGACCACAAGGUGGUCAUUGGUGAAACGCUCCACAUGGAGGCCGAAAUAGCCGGUUUCCCAAUGCCUGAGGUGCGCUGGUUCAAGGACGGUUUACCGGUGCAUCAAACACGGGCCAUCAACUUCAUCAACGAGCCGAACGGAAUUGUUGGAUUCAUAAUCGAUCGCGUCACACCGGAAGACGCCGGAAUCUACACUUGUGAGGUGAAGAAUACGGUUGGACAAGCGACGUCCGCCUCCAUUACCGAGGUCAUUCCGAAAGCCAAGAAACCUCAGUUCGUUAAUGAGCUGCAGAACGUUAGCAUCGUGGAGGGAUACCCGAUCAAGAUGAACGUUAAAGUCGUUGGAUUCCCAGCCCCAUCUAUUCAGUGGCAACACAAUGGCAGCCAGAUCAGUGACGAUCGCUGCAAAAUCACCGAAGAUAGUGAAGGUAGCUCUACGUUGACCAUCGAGAAAUCAGUCGGAUCGGACGGCGGAGAGUACAAGGUGAUCACGUCCAAUGAGAAUGGGGACACAUCUUGUGCUGCCACUGUCAGCGUUUUGCCAGUGAGUGACCCAUCGGUAGGCGAGGAACCGCCAAGCUUUUUGGGAGGUCUGCGCGACAUCACUGCCGACGAGGGCAAAGAACUCACGUUCAGUGCACGCUUUGUUGGCAACCCGGCACCGGAAGUCAUCUGGACCAAGGGUGGUGAGCCACUGCAGCCUACCGGACGCGUCACGGUGACAUGUGAUGGCAAGAGCGUCGGAUUGACUAUCUGUCCGGCCGAAAUGAACGAUUCCGGUGAAUAUGCUUGCCUGAUGGCAAAUCCACUGGGAGAAACCGAAACCAAGGCUUCGGCAAUCGUCCGCAAGGUGUUCCAGAAACCGAACUUUGUCUAUCGCUUCCCAGAUGUCCAGCAACUGCCCGGACUUGAAGCGAAGUUCCCUGCUAAGCUGGUUGGUAUUCCCCGUCCAACUAUUCAGUGGUACAAGAAUGAGACGCCAAUCUAUCCAAACGACCGCUAUAAGAUGAAAUAUGAGGGCGAACACUGCUGUUUGUAUAUCAAGGAGUGCGCAGAAUCAGACACCGGUCUGUACUCAUGUGUGGCCACAAAUCGCGAAGGUACUGGUACUGUGGAGGCCAAGCUGGAUGUUGUUUCGCAGCUGACGAAGGGCGACGAGCCAACUCCGGCGUACUUCAUGAAGAAGCCAGUUGAUAUGACCGUGCUCGAGGGAAUGAAGGCUAAAUUCACAGCCUGCGUCGAUGGAUUCCCGCUACCCACGGUUGAAUGGAUCCGCGACGGCCAUCGCUUGGUACCGAGCGAAAAGUAUCGAAUUGAAUCCGAUAUCAACGGCAUAGCCCGUUUGAUAAUUGAUGACGUUCAAGAGGAAGAUCUUGGUCGCUAUACUUGUAAGAUAAGCAACAAUCUUGCGGAAGUGUUGGCACACGCGAAUCUUCUGUUCGAACCACUCGAUGCCCAUCCACGACGCCGUUAUGGACAGACCAAAGACAAAAGCUAUUUGCACACCGCUCCCUAUCCACUUAUGGAGAAACCCAUCAUCUCCAAACUUACCGAUCGUCGGUUGACUCUCUCAUGGAAACCAUCGAUGACCACCGUUCCGCGAUAUCCACUCACGUACCAGAUGGAAAUGAUGGAGCUUCCCGAUGGCGACUGGUACAUCGCUCGCUCCGGAAUCCGUAGCUGUUCGUGUGAGGUGCGCAACUUGGAGCCAUUCCGUGACUACAAGUUCCGUAUCCGCGUCGAGAACAAGUACGGAGUCAGUGAACCGAGUCCCUACGUCCAAACCUAUAGACAGAGACUGGAGCCAGAGGCCCCAGUGUUCUAUCCAUAUCUUGGACCAGGACGCGACUACCGUCCGGAUGUAUCCCCUCUGUAUCCACGUAAUUUCGACGUAGAGCGUCCGACACAUCGCGAUCAGCGCACCGGAAUUCCACCGGAGUUCCUGCGGCAGGAAUUCCCCGUCCAGUAUGGCACCAAAAAUCACAACGUCAGCCUGUUCUGGUUUGUGUACGGUUACCCGAAGCCAACAAUGACCUACUACUUCAACGAUCAGAAGAUCGAGGCCGGUGGUCGUUAUUGCUUCAGCUACACCCGAAACGGUCAGGCUACGCUGUUCAUCAACCGCAUGAGCGAGCGAGAUGUUGGUGUGUACGAAGCGGUAGCUAGCAACGAGUACGGCACCGUUCGACAGCGGGUCUGCCUAGAGCUGGGCGAGUUUCCCCGAUUCUUGCAACGUCCCGAGGAAGUUUUCAUCAUGGGACGACGCUCGGGCCGUGUGGAAGCGAAGAUCGCCGGGGUACCCUUCCCGGAUGUGAAGUGGUACAAAGACUGGCAACCCAUCACCGAGUCGUCCCGUGUUAAGAUGAUUUUCUACGAACCGGACACCUGGGUGCUGUUGAUUACGGAUGCCAUCAAGAAGGACGAAGGUUUGUAUUCGCUCAGCGCUCGCAAUGCCAUCGGAUCGAUCAGUUCUUCGGUGAUGGUGCAUGUAGAAGACAACGAGGAGGACUACGUGUACAACGCCCAUCAUAGAACUCCGUAUGUACGCGCAAGAAAUAAGGUCUAUCAGGACUUCUACGACAUCGGGGACGAAAUUGGAAGAGGCACGCAGGGUAUUACGUAUCACGCGGUGGAACGUCACAGCGGACGUAACUUUGCUGCGAAGAUCAUGUAUGGCAGCCCGGAUUUGAGACCGUUUAUGUUCAACGAGGUGGACAUCAUGAACAUUCUAAACCACAGGAAGCUGAUCCGUCUCCACGACGCAUACGACAUCAAUAAAUCCCUGUCGUUGAUUCUGGAACUCGCCUCGGGUGGUGAGCUGGCGCGCGAUAAUUUGCUGAAGCACGAUUACUACACCGAGCGGCAGAUUGCCAUCUAUGUGUACCAGAUUCUGUUGGGAUUGGAACACAUGCACACCAGAGGUAUCGGUCACAUGGGUCUUACCAUCAAGGAUCUACUGAUUGCUCACCCUGGCAGUGACAAUUUGAAGAUUUGCGACUUCGGUUUAUCGCGUCGCAUUGAAACCGACAAACUGUUCACGCUGGAUUAUGGAAUGCCAGAGUUCGUAGCUCCCGAAGUGAUCAAUCGUCGCGGCGUUGGUCUGGGUCAGGAUAUGUGGAGUGUUGGUAUCAUUACGUAUAUUCUGUUGGGUGGUGUUAGCCCCUUCAUGGGUCGCAAUGAUCGUGAGACGUUGACAAAGGUAAGAGACGGAAAAUGGACCUUCAUGGGAUCGGUAUGGGAGUUCAUCUCUGCCGAGGCACGUGACUUCAUCAGCAAGCUGUUGGUGUAUGAGGAUGAACGUCGCAUCACCAUUAAAGAAGCCCUUAACCAUUCGUGGUUCGAUAUCAUCUACAAACGAACAUUUGACGAGUAUCAGAUUGGCACCGAUCGGCUGCGUCGCUACUACUACCAUUACAGAGAUUGGUACACGAACGCUUCGUGCCGUACUUGGUACCGUCGCCGUCCAUUGAUGAGCUGCUUUGACCAUCCAUCCAAAAUGGUCUAUCCGCCUGGAAUCAUCUUCACUCCGGAGGGUACACCACCACCGGUUGCACUCGAGGAUAUCCCACACAAGCGCAGGAAGUGGGACGAAUAUGUGUCAAAGGACAUCCAUCCAGACUAUGAAACGGCGUCCUUCAAAUCGGAAAGCCACUAUCAGUACGGUCCGGAUACCUAUCUUCUUCAGCUUCGCGAUACCAACUUCCCGUGCCGCUUGCGUGAGUACAUGAAGAUCGCCAAGCACCGAUCGCCCAGUCUGCUCAGCGAGAGUAACUACGAUGCAAGUCUCCCAAUUAUUCGCGAACGUCGUCGCUUCACCGACAUUAUGGACGAGGAAAUCGACGAUGAACGCAGAAGCCGAAUUAGUCGCUAUGGUACUGACGAUAGCGUAACCAUCAGUCGCCGCUUGCGUACCGAGGUCGGAACUCGACUUGGUUCGUACGCCGAGGCCGAAGCCAUGAUCGAGGUCAAACGUGAGGGCCAUCCUCCGUUCUUCCGCGAGAAGCCACAAACGAUUGCGAUUCGCGAGGGUGAACCGAACCAGAUUAUCUGCUAUGCCGUUGGUGAUCCGAAACCAUCGGUCACCUGGUUCCGCAACGAUAUGGUCGUGACGGACACUGGUCGCAUCAAGGUGCUGGAUGACGUCGAUGGUCGCUCCGUGAUUCAGUUCCAUCCGGCAACACACAAUGAUUGCGGUGUUUAUAAGGCCGUUGCCAGCAACCGAAUCGCCAAGACGGUUGCCCGCUGCCGGGUGGUUAUCGCAAUCAUCCCUGAUGCUCCGGAUUGUCCGGAUGCGGUCGCCGUCAGUGACACUGAAGUGCUGUUGCGCUGGAAGCAGCCCAGAAAUGAUGGCAACUCACAGGUUAUCUGUUACAGCUUGGAGAAGAAGGAGCACGGAAAGGUCGAUUGGUUUGAUGUUGCAAGCAACAUCGAUCACGAGUUCUAUCUUGUGCACAGUCUAACCCCUAACACGGGUUAUCAGUUCCGAUUGGCUGCGUACAACCGAAUCGGAUGGAGCGAUCGUGGUAUUGCUACGAAGACAGUUAAUACACUAGAAGUAGGAGCACCUAAGAUCCAAAUCACAAGAGCCAUGAAGCAGUUGCAACAGUUGACUGAAUCAGGUCAACAGGUUGCCCCAGAAGAACGUUCAGGACGGUUGGACUACAGCUACGAGAAAUCGCCACUGAAGUGGUCCAUCGAGGGUAAUUACAAUGAAAAGUACAGCUUUAUGUCGGAGAUUUCCAGAGGUCGCCACUCGAUUGUGGUUAAAGGUUUGGAAAAAUCAACCGACAGAAUUGUGGUUGCCAAAAUCUUCGAGCUGGGUGACGAGCGUAUUGGCGAAGCCGCAGAGCAUGAGUUCGAGAUGCUACGCACGCUGAGACACGAACGUAUCGCUUGUCUACUGGCCGCCUUCAAACCCAAGAAUACUUCUAUCGCAGCCCUAGUCAUGGAGAAACUGCAAGGUGCCGAUGUGUUGACAUAUCUCAGCAGCCGAUCGGAAUAUACCGAGCAGAUCGUUGCGACCAUCAUCGGGCAAAUCCUCGAUGGUUUGCAGUAUCUGCACUGGCGUGGAAUUUGUCAUCUGGAUUUGCAGCCCGACAACGUCGUCAUGUCAUCCGUCCGGCAGGUGCAGAUCAAGCUGGUUGACUUCGGAUCGGCGCAAUGCGUGUCCAAACUGGGCAGUAACGUACCAAAUCAGGGCUGGUUGGAUUUCACAUCUCCAGAAGUGUUGAAUGGUGAAGCCGCCUAUCCACAAACCGACAUCUGGUCGGUUGGUUGUCUAGCGUAUCUGUUCCUGUCAGCCACCAGUCCAUUCCGUGGUGGAGAUGAGGCCGAAACCCGCGCCAACAUCAGCUUCGUACGGUACCGUUUCGAGUAUCUGUUCAAGGAAGUUACCCAGGAAGCGACUCGAUUCUUGAUGCAGAUCUUCAAACGAGCUCCAAUGAAACGUCCAGCGGCGGAAGAGUGCUUCGACCACAGGUGGCUCGUCCAUACCGACUUCAUGACCAAGAAGCGCGAGCGUGCAAUCUUCCCCGGAAGCCGACUGAAGGAAUUCUCCGAAUACUACCACUCGAUGAAAACGAACGAGGCCACCAAAUCGGAGACCAUCUCCAACCUUGGUGGUCAAUCAACCCGUCAGCUGCUCAGAUCCAACAGCAUCCAGGAAGAGCUGCUAACCACUUUUUAAGCCUUUUUAACCAACCAAUGCCACAAUCUCGUCUCUUAAUAACCUGCAACUUUUUUCUCUAUCUAUUUAUCUAUUUAUUUAUUUAUAGAGUGAAACUUCAAGCUACUAUUUGUUCUUCAUAACUUGUUUUGUACAUAAUCGAUCCUCUACUUAAACGUACUUAGCCUAGUAAUAGCACACCAAGCAAGAUUUAACGAUCGCUACGGAAAAUGUUUUAUAUUUAUAUACAUGUAUAUGUGAUAUCCGGGCCGGAAAACAUUUUAUAUGAACUUUUAACCGAAACUACUACCACAAACAUACGUUACACAUCCCUGAACAAACGGCCCGGACCCAUAUAUAUAUAUAUAUAUAUUGUUUCUCCAUAUAUUUUUUAAGGUUCGUAGCAGCGAAGAGUUAGGUAAAACUAUGAUGAGCAAACGCCACAAGAACUGUGUAAAUUUAACAUGCGCAUACGAUAAACAGAUUUUUUUUGGUUUUUGUUUUCUGAAAACUGUUUGAAUGUGAUGAAGCAAAUGGAAAAAAAUCAAUUCUGAUUUACAUGUUUAUCAACGAUGAGAGUAGUUUCAAACAACGUGCUUUGGAAGCUUUAAAUUUAGGAGAAAAAUAUUCUCACCCGUGUUUGUUAUAUUUUUCCCUGAUAUUUUAUUUUACAUAUAGUUGUGCCAAAAGGAA
This is a messenger RNA of Toxorhynchites rutilus septentrionalis, 18005 nucleotides long. It is a transcript of the gene Obsc, whose product is annotated as obscurin. The transcript has 30 exons. Gene Ontology annotation, biological process: protein phosphorylation; homophilic cell-cell adhesion; synapse organization. Gene Ontology annotation, molecular function: ATP binding; guanyl-nucleotide exchange factor activity; protein kinase activity. The coding region runs from base 375 to 17333 and encodes 5652 amino acids. The record is from RefSeq and is a predicted model, not a curated record. Lineage: Eukaryota; Metazoa; Arthropoda; Insecta; Diptera; Culicidae. Gene Ontology annotation, cellular component: plasma membrane; axon; neuronal cell body.